GCAUGUUUCAUACGGUCUUUGAUAAUAGCAUUCGUAUAAGUACCAACCAGCCCUCAAUCAAUAACACUACCUUGUCAUCGUCCGCAUUACUUUUAAGUUAUAUUAUCUUCUCGCUCCGACGUUCCAAGAUGCCUACUUUCUACGAUCUCGAUCCAAAGAAGCCUUUCAGGCAGCAGUUAGAAGAAGAGACAGGAACUGUUGUCUUUACCAAUACUUUCACCAUUCCUGAAGGCAAAAUCGACGAAGCACUCGCAACCUGGAAAAGGACCGCUGAAAUCCUGAAGUACUGUCCUGGAUUUAUCUCUACCCAAAUGCACCAAGGCGUCGAUAGCCAUAUUUUGAUCAAUGUGUCCGUCUGGGAGUCGGCUCAUCAUCUGCGGGACGGUCUCAAUCGUGAGGAUUUUAAGGCUGUGGCCGAGUCUUUCCCUCAAGGUACUCAAUGCCGCGCCCACUUGUUCCGACGGCUCCACGUGGAAGGUAUUUGUGCUGCAUGAGCUAUUCCCUUAUCCACUAUUUCUUUCUAGUGACGACAUCCACAGCUUGAAUUGACCUAGUUUUCUGUCUUCCAAAGUUGAUUGUUUCCCUUGUAUUAGGCGAGCCUGAUUUAUUUCGUCCCCUGAGUGCCUCACCGAUAUUGACAACAGGUGGGUUAGGGUUAUAAACAAUACAAUCCUGUCCAUCGAAAGAAAAUAGCCCCCUCAGUUUUCAAUAUCUGUAAAGCGCCGUAUGGACGACUUUUUUGUUAAUAGAUAGAAAAACAAUAUAUUCAAAUUUCAAUAGAAAAUAAGCAUUUUGA
Messenger RNA from Talaromyces proteolyticus, 796 nucleotides. RefSeq lists its product as uncharacterized. The transcript has 2 exons. Lineage: Eukaryota; Fungi; Ascomycota; Eurotiomycetes; Eurotiales; Trichocomaceae. The record is from RefSeq and is a predicted model, not a curated record. The annotation marks the transcript as partial.